AUGGCUCUGUGUCCAGGGGCUAACCUGGUCCUCCCUGAGGACCCAAAGAUGACACCAAGUCUCAACCCCUGUGGGGCCCCAAGUUUAGGCCCAGAUAACAUCCCUGGGCCCAACCCAGACCUGGGUGUUGUUCCUUUAUUGAACCCACCCCUAAGACCGAGCUUAGCUCCCAUGCCAGAUCUUAACACAACUCUGAGCCUUGCCUCAGGGACCGAUAACACCUCAAGGCCUGACGACAGCAGGGCCAUGGCUCCUGACUCUGGCCAGGUCACCAGUUCUUGCUCUGAUGAAGCCCCAGACCUGGAUUUGAGUCACAUCUUGAGGGCUGACGCACAGAGGGCUCUCUGUCCAGCCUCAAAUCCCAUUCUGAGCCUUGAAUCCACGGAGGCCACCACUCAGAGCUCAGAGAACCACCCUGGGUCAAAUUCUGAAGAGGCCUCCCAGUACCUCUCAAGCAAAACUUUAGAUUUGGGUCAGAGUAACUCCAAUCCUUCUCGGCCUGAAUUAAACCCCUUUUUAAGGCACCAUUCAAGAGAAUCCCUGAUUAUGGGCCACUGUAUCUCCAGGCCAGGCUCCAAAGCACUCCUUAUUCCAGCCUCGGACACUUCUCUGGAUCAUGACUCUAAUCAGCUGCUCAAUGUGGACUCUAGUAACCUCUCCAACCUGAACCUGAAUGUAGCUCCAGAUUCUGGGAACUUAAUUCUGGACACAAACAAGACCACCACGCUGGCUUCUCAUAACAUCUGUGGGUCAGUUUCCAAAGGAACCUUUGGUGCAGCCUGGAGCACAAGUUCUAAGGGGACCAUCAAUAUGACUACAGAUGGAUAUUCCAGAUCUGAUUUGAACAUGACUGUCACUCAGGCCUCGUGUGUGACCCUGAUGCCUGGCUCCAGCGAAGGCAUCAGCCUGCACUCCAGCUCCCAUGGACCCAACUCCCCCGUCACCCCACCCUCGUGCAUGACCCUGCUUCUGGGCUCCAAUGAGACUCUGAGCCUGGGCUCCAGCCUCAUGUUCAGCGAUACCUCCACCUUGACACUGAGCAGCCAGCAGGACUAUUCUGAGGACACCAGCAUCCGUACGGUGCCCCUAGAGGAGAACCUAGAGAGCUGGAGAGAGAUGGCCAGUGUCAAGAUGAGCCAGUUCCCACUGGGACUCCCCACCUGCAAUGCCACCAGCAAGGACAUGACCUUCCAAGACAUCCCUGAGGGUGAGUAAGGCAAGGUGACUUCAUGCCUGGUGAACAUGCCAGAGAAGAGAGAGGAUGGCAACAAAAUGGCUCUGGUUGAGAAUGACAUGGACCUCCAGAAGAACGAGGAUCAGAUGGAAAUGGAAGGAGAGAAGAAGACCAUGAUGAAGAUGAUGAUGGUGCGGGACCCACAUAGGCAGAUCCAGGAAGAGCCACUGGAUUCCCUUUCAAGCUCUGUCCGCCGUCAGGCCAUGGAGACCCUGACUCAGCUGAGUCAAACGCAGCCCACGCUGGGCACACGGGAGAGGUCGGAGCUGGUGCGCACGUGUGUGCGGAGUGUCUUCUCCCUGCCCUCCGUGCAGGCCAUGCAGGAGAAAGAUGAGGCCAAGGCGGAGGCCGUCCAGACACUUUACCAUCAGACCCUGGAUGCCCUGCAGACACUGCUCAAGGCCCUCUUUAUUGAGGACCCCACCCCUGCUGGGCUGAAGAGCAUCUUGGAGCCCCUGGGGCCCUGGAUGAACUCUGGGAAGGCCCAUGAGCGCGCACGGGCUGUGAACAGCAACGUGUCUGUGUUGAACCACACGCUUCUGACCCUGCCUUUCUUUAUGUCCUCGGGGUUCCCGGCACUGGGGCUUCUGCUGGGGAGGCUCAUCCUUCGCAUCGGGGAUCCUGAUGAGGAGAUUGGCCGGGAGGCUCUGGACGGCAUCGUCAUCCUCUAUACUAUCCUGGAGCUCCAAAAACGAGCCAGAGAUAAGGAAGAGACGAACAAGAAGGAGCUGUAUGAGAGCAACAAGCGCUUCCUGGGACCCUACAACCCAGUCAGCCCCUGCCAGAACAUCCUGCGUGUGAUCGCGGAGUUUGGAGACUUCCUGAUCCCAGAAAUCAUGCAGGGCAUCUACCUACAGCUGAGCCAGAUCCAGGAACCACGGGCCCGCGAGGUGGCCCUGCUGCCCGUCUCCCUCCUGGCCAGCUCCUUCAUGACGGAGGUCGUGGUGGCCCUGCUCAUGUGCCCCCUCCCACUGGACAGCAACGGAGCAGAGAUGUGGAGGCAGCUGAUACUGCGCAAGCCCAGCUGUGAUGUCCGAGACCUCCUGGAUCUGCUCCUGACCAGCCUGAAGGAGAAGCCUGUCACCAAGAAAGGGCGGGCCUCCAUUGUGCCCCUAGCGGCAGCCAGCGGCCUGUGCGAGCUCCUGUCCGUCAACAGUUGCGUGGGCCGAGUGAGGCGCAUCUACCCGCAGCUGCUCCUGGCCCUGCUCAUCCAGGUCCAUUACCACAUUGGCCUCAACCUGCCUGGCCGUGUGGCUCCUCGCAAGGACGCCAAGAAGGACGCCCCGCCCCCUGCCUUCGUACCUGUGCGCUGGGUGGUAAAAGUGGUGAAAACCCUGCUGCUGAAGAUGGGCUGCUCUUACGAGGCCACCUUUCUGGAGGACCAGGGUGGCUGGGAGCUCAUGGGACAGGCAGAGAACCACCACCGUGGAGUGUCCCUGCUGGCAAGGGCUAUGGUGCACUACUCCUGCCAGGAGCUAUGCCGCGUCCUCUACCUGCUCAUCCCGCUCCUGGAGCGUGGCGACGAGAAGCACAAGAUCACUGCCACCGCCUUCUUUGUGGAGCUCCUCCAGAUGGAGCAGGUGCGCCGUAUCCCGGAGGAGUACUCUCUGGGGCGCAUGGCUGAGGGCCUGAACCACCGUGACCCCAUCAUGAAGGUGCUGUCCAUCCGGGGCCUGGGCAUCCUGGCCCACAGGGCUGAGAAGGCUGCCAAGGUGCAGGCCCUCCUGCCAUCCAUGGUGAAAGGGCUGAAGGGCAUGGACGGAAUGCUGGUGGUGGAAGCCGUCCACAACCUCAAGACCAUCUUCAAAGGGCAGGACCGGAAGCUGGUGGACAACUCAGUCUUCGUGGAGAUCCUGCAGGUCCUGCUGCCACACUUCAGUGACUCACGAGAGGACGUGCGUUCCUCCUGCAUCAACCUAUAUGGAAAGGUGGUUCAGAAGCUGCGGUCACCACGCACCCAGGCCACGGAGGAGCAGCUGGUCAGCACCCUGGUGCCGCUGCUGCUGAUCAUGCAGGAGGGCAAUGCCAAGGUGGGCCAGAAGUGCGUGAAGACCCUGUUCCGCUGCUCUUGCUUCAUGACUUGGGAGUUGCCAAAAAAAACUUACAGCCAGAAGCCCUGGGACAACCAGCAGCAGGCGGUGAACAAAAUUUGCAAGUUCCUUGUGAACACCUACCGAGACAGUGCCUUCACAUUCCUCAGCCAGAGCCUGGAGUAUGCCAAGAACCCACGGGCCUCCCUCCGGAAGUCUUCGGUCAUGUUCAUAGGGUCCCUGGUCCCCUGCAUGGAGAGCAUAAUGACAGAGGAUCGUCUGAAUGAGGUGAAAACUGCUCUGGAAAACUUGAGACAUGACCCAGAAGCAUCAGUCUGCAUCUACGCAGCCCAGGCCCAGGACCACAUCCUGGCCAGCUGCUGGAGGAACUCCUGGCCACAGCCGCACGGGGACUUGUGGGUUUGUGACCCGUCUGCCACGCACCGCUGGAGCCCCAGCUGCGAGCACCUGCCCACUUCCCACCAGCGACGCUCCUGGAUCAUGCAGGCACUGGGCUCCUGGAAGAUGUCCCUGAAGCAGUGA
Messenger RNA from Otolemur garnettii (small-eared galago), 3807 nucleotides. RefSeq names its product maestro heat like repeat family member 7 (gene MROH7). Gene Ontology annotation, cellular component: cytoplasm. The transcript is spliced from 22 exons. NCBI's taxonomy places the organism in Eukaryota, Metazoa, Chordata, Mammalia, Primates, Galagidae. The record is from RefSeq and is a predicted model, not a curated record.